GUGACUCUUGUAUCCUCUACAGGUUUUGUUGGUUUGCACCUGUUUUUGGCAAUGGCUGAAGAAGAUUCUGUGGAAGCUGCACUUGUUAAGGAUGUGGGACCUGUGGAAGAUGUUGCUAUAUCUGUACCAUCCAAGGGUCAAGAAGAGUGUGUAUCAGAGACAAAUAAAGUGCCAGUGCCUAAGCCACCAAGUUUGAAUUCAAGAAGACACUCAACAGGUAAACCACAGGUCAAGUCCCGUUAUCGUGGGGAUCAUCAUGUGAGCUCAAUUCAUGAUCAAUGUAAACAUGGGACACAUGGCAAGAGGUGUGACCAUGGUGAUGCGGUGAAACCAUGGAAGGUGGUGAGGAGAAAGAGUGUUGAAACCUCAGAGACUGUAGAAGUUGUGACUUCAGGUUUGAGAAGGAAGUCAGUGGCAAGUGUGAGUAAUCAGAUGUCAAGUACCAAACCAGAGAGCUCUGUGGCUGCAAAGAGAACCGUGAGUACUCUGACUGGUUCAGCUUUUGUAAAGAAGGUUCCUGGCUUAGGAACUGAGAAGCCAAGUUCUGUUAUGAAGAAGGUUUCUGCUCCAAAGAGUCUGAAGAAUAAGGAGAAUGCAAAGACUCAGACUAUUAGCAGUGAAGAUGUAAAGGAGAAGACUGUGUGUGUUGUUGAAGCUAGUGUGAAAGGUGUUCAGAGUGAGAAGAAAACCAUGAGUAGUGGUGAUGCAGAGGUUGAGGCAGAUCAAACCCUAGAGAAGAAGAUUAGGGCUAAGAGGAUGUCAGGGGUAAAAGUGAAUCCAACUAACCAGCUGAGUUUCAAGAAAGGGAAGACUCUUGAACCAAAACCUGAGGACUCUUCUCCUAAAUGGAUCAAGUUUAGAAAGAAGGUUGUGCAGGAACUGAAACCCCAAACAGAAGGGAGGAAGAAGAAGCUGAAAGGUAUUGAUGAGACAAGAAGUGAUACUUGUGAAGGAAGCAAACGUGAGAAAGUUGUUCUAAGGCAUCAAAAGGUAGAAGGGAAGAAGAAAAUGAUGACACUGUUCAACAAUGUGAUUGAGGAGACAAUGAAUAAGUUGACAAAAGUGAGGAAGACCAAAGUGAAAGCUCUUAUUGGUGCUUUUGAAACUGUAAUCUCUCUUCAGGACACUAAGACGACACCUCAGAGUAAGGACACAACAGUUUCGUCUAAGGUUUAGUUCUUUGGGAGAAACAACUAAAACUUCUAUGAUCGAUAUUAUAAACUUAAGAGGAAGA
Messenger RNA from Eruca vesicaria subsp. sativa (arugula), 1234 nucleotides. NCBI's taxonomy places the organism in Eukaryota, Viridiplantae, Streptophyta, Magnoliopsida, Brassicales, Brassicaceae. The record is from the annotation of a GenBank genome assembly.